This is a messenger RNA of Mycotypha africana, 330 nucleotides long. RefSeq lists its product as uncharacterized. The record is from RefSeq and is a predicted model, not a curated record. NCBI's taxonomy places the organism in Eukaryota, Fungi, Mucoromycota, Mucoromycetes, Mucorales, Mycotyphaceae. The transcript is spliced from 5 exons. The annotation marks the transcript as partial. Gene Ontology annotation, biological process: mitochondrial respiratory chain complex III assembly.
GCAAUUUCACCUUCAAAACUAGCAGUUCUUCAUGCGUAUCGCAACUUGUUGAAAACACAGAAAGAAGUGUUUUGUGCUGAUACGAAAGCGAUACAAGCUGCUAAAAAAGAGACACAUGCUAGAUUUAUGCAGUUCAAGGAUGAGACCAAUACAGACGUUCUUGAGGAGAAACUAAAAUUAGCUGGACAAGUAGCAACUUUAUUGAAGAGAAAUGUGAUCCAAGCUGUAGAGAAAGAUGAGAAUCUCUUCAAACUGAGAAUUACAAAAGACACAGAAUUAGGCGACAACGACAGUAUUAAAAAUUCCAAGAAUAUUCAUCGUAAAAAAAAG